GACUAUUGUUACUUCCCCCAGAGGAGACUUAGUUUAAUUCUUGCAAGAUCGUGUUUCUUCCGUAUUGAUUUUGGUAUAGAAAGAACGUAAUAUUCCAAUUUAAUCUCCAAUAUCUUCUACCAACUUCUACAUAAAAAGAGUUUCCAGUGUCAUAGCGUUCAGGAAUUAGAACUCGUCAAGUCGUUACAACAUGCUGCAGUUAUUCGUUUAUGGUCCAGGACUGGGCUUACCAAGUUUAGAUCCAAGUUGUUUAGCAGCAAUUUUGUACUGUUCACUUGCUGUCCCCAAGGACGAAUUUGUGAUUUAUCAGACUGCGAAUGCCAGUAUGAGCCCAACGCAGAAGCUGCCCGCUUUGUGGGACGGCCAUACGUGGGUAGGAUCGUUAAACCCAGUUCUAUUUUAUUUGAAACAAAAAGGAUAUGAUUUGGACAAUCAAUUAGACAAGGAUGCCCUCAGUAAGAUUACCGCAUUUUCCUGUCUUUUGCAGAGAAAUGCCUACGAUUUAUGGCUCUUUAAAGCCUACGUUUGUGAAGAUAAUUAUGUUCGUGUUAUGCGUCCCGAGUGGUCCAAGGUGCUCGGAUUCCCUUUCAAUUAUACGACCCCUAAUGCAUUUCAAAAAUACGCGAAAGAACGCUUAAAUUUGACAUUGGGUAUUAAUGAAGAGAAAAUGUCCUAUGAAGCUUCAAAAAUGCCAAUUUCCCAUAAAUGGACGAACGCUUCUCGCCAGAAGCAAGCAUUGUUACAAGCCCAAGCGUUUCGUAUCAGGAUUUCUUCCCUAGCUCGACAUUUAUACGGCUCUUUAGAAUUGCUAGUUGGAGAUUCUGAAUACCUAUUUGGAGAACGUCCUACUUCUCUUGAUUGUCUCCUCUAUGCGUUCCUCUCUUUUCAUGCUCUAACCGAGAAUUUCGAUCAAUUAACCUUACGAAGCACAAUGCAAUCAUCUGCUCCGAAACUGUUUCGGUUAUUAGAAUCCAUGAGAGCGAAAUGGUCUCCGUCUAAAGAGGAAGACGGGUUACUUUUCAAUGUUUCCAUCGAAAAGCAACCUCAAAAUCUUCUAGCCUUAGCACGAGUUGCAUGGAAUAAUGUGUCUAAAAAAGUUUGCGAAACAAAAAAUUCUUUUCAGAAUGUUUCUAUUUCACGUGAAAAGCAAUUGUCGUUAGCUAGAAACGGAUUUUUCAUUCUAGCUUCCACCUUUGGCUUUGUUUGGUUCGUUUUAGCAAACGGCAUAGUAGUCAUUGAAGAUGAGGAAGAUGUAGAUUUGGAUACUUUAAGAGAAGAAUCAUCUUCCUUAACGAAUGAUGAUUUGCGCUCUAGAGAGGUAGAGCAACGCUUUGACGACAGUUCCAAAAACGAAGCUGCACCAGAAUCAGAAGAAUUAGAUACUCCAUCUAUGUCGGCAGAAGAUCUUUUAUUUGGUUUUGAAGGUGAAGACGAAGAAGACGGCUAUGAUGAAUGGGAAGAAGAUGAAAUGGAUGAUGAAGAAGAAGAGGAGGAAGAUUUUGAUGAAGCUGAUGCUGAUAUAGCUUAAUAAAAAGACUUAUGGAACGGAUAAAAGCUCCCAUGUGGAUUAUGACGGAAUUUUGGAUUAGUACUACAUAAAUAUCCUAAGAGCAGCAAUUCAGUUAAUAAAUAAUUUUCAUGUUUUCUUCUGUUGAAUAAAAUAUUAUGUAUAUUAUGCG
Molecule: messenger RNA, 1679 nt
Organism: Schizosaccharomyces octosporus yFS286
Lineage: Eukaryota; Fungi; Ascomycota; Schizosaccharomycetes; Schizosaccharomycetales; Schizosaccharomycetaceae
Product: metaxin
Exons: 1
Coding region: 191-1528 (445 amino acids)
Biological process (GO): mitochondrion organization
Cellular component (GO): SAM complex
Source: RefSeq, a predicted model, not a curated record